CUCUCAGUUCACAAAUCCAGAUUUCAAUACCUACCCCACACAUGUCAGCACACGAGCAGGCACGGGAAGUGCGGCUCGCCUAUCUCCAUACAGCAAGCCGAGCAGCAUUCAGCAUAUGCCCGCAAAUGGCCGCCUACUUUGGCAACCAGUUCCACACGGCACUCGGCCCGACUCGCGUUCCAGACAUGAUCUCGCGCCAGAUGUGUCCGUACUGCGGAUCGGUCCUGGUUGACGCACACAGUGUGUCGCGUGUCAAUAUCAGCAAUGCAAAUUCCCGGCGGAGGAAUACGAAAGGCGGGGCAACUGCCGGCAGGAUCAUCAAGGUCAAGCUCAAUGCCAGCGCACAGACGAUCUCGGCUAAAGCGACCAAAGAGGAGCGAGCCAGAAUUGCCAAGGACCGACGCAACUGCGUCAGCUACAUGUGCGCCAUGUGUUCGUCGCAGAUUGUGUUUCCUGGCGCGUCCACAUCACAGCUCGAAGCUGCUGGGCUGUCCAACGCACAGUGGAGAACUGAGCAGAGGCAGCGGAAAUUGCAGACUGCUGCAGGGACUAGACACGCAGCUGAGGAGCCAAAGCCAGACACCGAGGUGGAGCCCAAGCCCAAACCUAAGCCCACAUACAAUCCUGCUCCAGCCAAGGCACCCACAACAAUGCCAACUUCCAAGAAACAGAAGCACAGUGCUUCUGCCAGCACGCCAUCAGCAAUCGAGCCGCAAUCCAAGAAGCGCAAGAAGAACAAAAAGUCGGGGCUUUUGGCCAUGGUUGCUGCAAACCAGAAGAAGGCGGAUCAGAAGGCGAGCAAUAGUGCACCGGCAUUUAGUCUCACAGACUUCCUGUCCGAUCUUUAGUAUGAAAUAGAAAGUGAAGGUUGGCCCCCUCUUCUACUGUCUGUUGGGAGCCGGAUUGUUCGCGCGGCCGGUAUAUUGUUGUCGCGCAAAUGGUCAU
Molecule: messenger RNA, 945 nt
Organism: Linderina pennispora
Lineage: Eukaryota; Fungi; Kickxellomycota; Kickxellomycetes; Kickxellales; Kickxellaceae
Exons: 1
Coding region: 42-848 (268 amino acids)
Source: RefSeq, a predicted model, not a curated record